Molecule: messenger RNA, 1975 nt
Organism: Talpa occidentalis (Iberian mole)
Lineage: Eukaryota; Metazoa; Chordata; Mammalia; Eulipotyphla; Talpidae
Gene: EDN1
Product: endothelin 1
Exons: 5
Coding region: 293-901 (202 amino acids)
Biological process (GO): intracellular calcium ion homeostasis; vein smooth muscle contraction; regulation of systemic arterial blood pressure by endothelin
Cellular component (GO): extracellular region
Molecular function (GO): hormone activity; endothelin B receptor binding; endothelin A receptor binding
Source: RefSeq, a predicted model, not a curated record
UAUAAAAAGGCUGCGGAGAGCUGUCCAAGUCAGACGCGCCUCUGCAUCUGCGCUGGGACCGGGAGAGCCAGGGCGCCCGGGCUCCGCUGCGCUCCAGACGCCCCCGCCGCGCGCCGCUCGCGGACUCCGCCGCUGCCUUCUCGCCCGGCAGAAACCCACUUUUUCUCCCCAGUAAAGGGCACUGAGGCUGAAGGAUCACUUUGAAAUCCGCAUAGCCGAGCGCUGUGAGAGAACGGACGCUGUUUUUCUUCAUUCUUUCUUUGCAGAGGAGGAUUUUGAUCCCCUUUUCAGCAUGGAUUGUAUCCCGGUGAUUUUCUCUCUGCUGUUCGUGGCUUUCCAAGGAGCUCCAGAAACAGCGGUCUUGGGCGCCGAGCUCAGCACCGGGGACGGUCGUGGAGGGGAGCAGCCCCCUCCCAGUGCACCCUGGAGGCCCCGCCGGACCAAGCGCUGCUCCUGCUCUUCUUUGAUGGAUAAGGAGUGUGUUUACUUCUGCCACCUCGACAUCAUCUGGGUCAACACUCCCGAGCACAUUGUUCCAUAUGGACUUGGAAGCCCUUCGAGGUCCAAGAGAUCCUUAAAGGAUUUAUUUCCAACAAAGGCAGCAGAUCACAAGAAUAGAUGCCAAUGUACUAGCCAAAAAGACAAGAAGUGCUGGAAUUUUUGCCAAGCAGGAAAAGGACUCAGGGGCCAGGACACUAUGGAGAAAGGCUGGAGUAGCCAAAGGAAAGGAAAAGACUGUUCCAAGCUUGGGGAAAAGUGUAUUCAUCAGAAGCUAGUGGAAGGCAGAAAGAUAAGAAGGUUGGAGGCCAUCAGCAACAACAUCAAAACAUCUUUUCGUGUUGCAAAGCUGAAAGCCGAGCUGCGCAGAGGGAAGAAAGUGGCCCACAACAGAACGCACUGAUGACACGUCUGGCCCUUCUGCAGCCUCGUCCUUCAUGGAGACCGAGUGGCUGACUAUGCACUCUCUCCACACUGACGGCAAUCAGAGCAACAGCGUCCUCCCUGCUUAGACCAUUUCUUGUUCUAGACUGCAGAGGACCAGCGUCCUCACUCUAAACAUUCCAGGAAAGUUAGAGUCCCCUGCAACCUGACUUCAUUUGCUUGUAACCGCUUUUGUCUCUCCUGAUUGGGGAUGACAGACAACUCAGAGAGAGCAGAGAGAGAGACACUGUGACCUACAAAUUUGGGUGGUAUCCUCCUGAGGGAGGAAUGGAGAUUCCGUAUGCAGCAGAGUUCCAAAGCGGGUGUUUGUGUCUCAGACAGGCGCCCAGCACAUUUCAGGGAGAAAUUCUCAAGUCCCUGCAAAGAAUUUCUAAGGAAUGCACAAAUUGAAAACAUACUCGAAGGACAAACAGUCAAGUAGAAAAAAAAAUGACUUUGUUUUCAAAUUCACAAAAUGAAAAAUUGAAACUCUUACUACUGUAAAUCAGGAUGUGUCUCAUGACUAUGCGUCUACCUCACCUAUAUUGCACUCCAGCAGAAGUAUUUUUCCACCUUUAAUUAUUGCCUCCCCAAGUUCUUCUCCCUUCUGCCACCUCCUCCCUAAACCUAGCCUCAGAGAAGUCUGGUCUCAUGUGUCAGUAGUUGAUAAUGCAUUUUCAUUGUAAUCUACUAGCUUUGAUCCAUAAGAAAAAAAGAUCAUUGAAUCAGGAGAUUCCCUUACCUGCUUUUUGGAAAUACAAUGGUAUAGGGUUGUUUCUGGAAGACACUGAAAAGUAAAUGUUGGUUAUGCUUUAAAGCAGUAAAAUUAUGUUUUUUGUGUAACUGGCUAUGGAAGAGGUUGGAUUAAAUUUUUAUGUACUUAUAUUUUUAUAGAUAUUUAUAUUCAGACAAUUUAUUCCUUAUAUUUACCAUGUUAAAUAUAUGUUUGGCAGGCCAUAUUGGUCUAUGUAUUUUUUUAACUGUAUUUCUGAAUGAAAUUGAGAAAAUGCUUUGUUUUGCCUAUCAAGGUAAUGACUUUAGAAAAUAAAUAUUU